AUGGCAGAACUAGCCCCCGUCAAGGUCGCCUUACUAGACAUCGAGGGUACCGUCUGCCCGAUCUCAUUCGUGAAAGCUGUUCUGUUCCCUUAUGCCUUGGAGGCCCUUUCUGAAACUCUCAAGUCCAAGUGGGACGACCCAGAGUUCGUUGUCUACAGAGAUGCCUUCCCAGAGGAGCACAAGGCAUCGCCCGAGGCCCUCCAGGCUCACGUCCAGGACCUGAUGGCCCGCGACGUCAAGAUCUCGUACCUCAAGGCCCUUCAGGGAUACUUGUGGGAGAGCGGCUACAAGUCUGGCCAGCUGAAGGCACCCCUCUUUGACGACGUCCCGCCCAGGCUUCGGGAGUGGAAGCAAAAGGGCAUAGAUAUCAUGAUCUACUCGAGCGGGUCCGUGCCAGCCCAGAAACUCUUGUUCAGAUAUACCAACUCGGUGCCAGCCGACCUGAACCCCCUCAUCUCCGACUACUUCGACACGAUAAAUGCUGGCCUGAAGACAGAAGCGUCAAGUUAUGCCAAGAUCGCAGCCGCUCAUGACCGCUACCCCCCCAGUAGCUGGUUGUUCUUGAGCGACAACGUCAAGGAGGUGGAGGCGGCAAAGGCGGCCGGCAUGAAGAGCUUCAUUGUCCAGAGGCCAGGGAACUCGGACCUCCCGUCGGAUAUCGAGACAGCGCACAAGGUGAUCAGCAGCCUCGAUGAGAUCCCAUCGUUGGGUGCUUGA
Diaporthe batatas is the source of this 717-nucleotide messenger RNA. RefSeq lists its product as uncharacterized. Bases 1 to 717 code for a protein of 238 amino acids. The record is from RefSeq and is a predicted model, not a curated record. Lineage: Eukaryota; Fungi; Ascomycota; Sordariomycetes; Diaporthales; Diaporthaceae. Gene Ontology annotation, molecular function: magnesium ion binding; acireductone synthase activity. The transcript has 3 exons.